Messenger RNA from Manis javanica (Malayan pangolin), 8986 nucleotides. NCBI's taxonomy places the organism in Eukaryota, Metazoa, Chordata, Mammalia, Pholidota, Manidae. The record is from RefSeq and is a predicted model, not a curated record.
UCGCGGCGCGGCGGACAUGGCGGUGGAGUCCUGAGCUCGUCGUGUCCCGGCCUCCAGCAGCGGCUGCGGCGGUGGUGACGGCGGCGGCAGCGGGAGGCGGAGGGGGAGCGGGAGCCACUGAGAUGAGGAGGCGCCGCGCGCGCCUGUAGCUCGCGGGCCAGCAGUUUGCUUGCCUAAACUGGAUUUGAAGUAAUUCAAACUACUGGAUAUCUGCCAUUUUACACUAACACAAUUGGAAAGAAUCAGGUUUUCAAAUAAUGGAAGAGUCCACGACCUCUAAAAAUGAAAAUCAUGAACCAAAGAAGAAUGCUUGGGCUCUUGCUGAAGAAAGCAAAGCAGUUAAAAUUAUAACUAAUAAGACUUUGAAAGCUAGAAAUGAUAAAUCAAUCAGAGAAAUUGGGACCAGUUCUCCAAAUAGGAAUAGUAGUAAAAAAAAUAAGCAAAAUGAUAUUUGUAUAGAAAAAACAGAGGUUAAAUCAUCUAAAGUAAGUGCUGCCCUUCUUCCAGGACCUAAAGACUUGGGGUUUGUUCUUCGAGAUCAAAGUUACUGCAAAGCAAAAAAAUUACCUAAUUCACCGGUGAAAGCAGAAAAGGUACCUGUUUCACAGGCAAAAGGAGAAAAGGCAUCCAGUUUACAAGCAAAAGCAGAAAAAUCACCAAAGUUACCUAGGUCACCUGUGAAAAUAGAAAAGGCACCCAGUUCACAGGCAACAGCAGUGGAAAAGGCACAUAGUUCCCAGAGGAAUGCAGAAAAAGCUUCCAAUUCUCAAAUGAAAUCAGAAAAGAUGCCCAGUUCAGCAGCAGAAGCAGAGAAGGUACCUAGUUUGCUAUUGAAAGAAAACUUGAGGCAGACAGAAUCACAGCAGACUGGAAAAAAAAUCCCAAGCUCCUUUACUUCUGUGGACAAAGUGAAUAUUGAUAAUGUAGAGGGAGAAAAAUCUGCUCUGGAAAAUUCACCCCGACCUCAUAAGCAACAAACGUGUACGGAGACUACUGGUGAUUCUGAUGAUAGUGCUUCUGGAAUUGAAGACAUAACAGAUGAUUUGAGUAGGGCAAUUUUUGUUAAGGAUAUAGAAGCAGGUUCCAAUGAGUGUCAGUUGAGAUGUCAUCCCAAACCUUCUGAUUCCCCAUACAGUAUUAAGCUCUUUUUAUUAAGAGAAUCCAAACAUAUCCUUGUAAUUGUAACAUUUUACAAUUGGAAAAUUCUUCGCUCACCAGAAUAUACCAAUUGCCGAUACCUAUGCAAACUUUGCUUAAUUCACAUUGAAAACAUCCAGGGAGCUCAUAAACAUAUAAAGGAGAAACGACAUAAGAAAAAUAUUCUGGAAAAACAGGAAGAAAGUGAGCUUCGUUCUCUGCCGCCUCCUUCCCCUGCCCACUUGGCUGCCUUAAGUGUUGCUGUUAUUGAAUUAGCAAAAGAACAAGGAAUAACAGAUGAUGACCUCAGAGUCCGUCAGGAAAUUGUGGAGGAAAUGUCAAAGGUUAUAACAACAUUUUUACCAGAGUGUUCACUUAGGUUGUAUGGCUCAUCUCUGACUAAGUUUGCUCUGAAAAGUAGUGAUGUUAAUAUAGAUAUAAAAUUCCCUCCCAAGAUGAGUCAUCCAGAUCUUCUGAUACAAGUGCUUGGGAUUUUUAAAAAAAGUGUGUUAUAUGUAGAUGUGGAAUCUGAUUUUCAUGCUAAAGUUCCUGUUGUGGUGUGCAAAGAUCGGAAAAGUGGUUUGCUUUGUAGAGUGAGUGCAGGAAAUGAUAUGGCAUGCCUCACUACUGAUUUACUUGCUGCUCUUGGCAGAACAGAACCUGUCUUUACUCCCUUGGUGUUAGCCUUUCGCUAUUGGGCUAAGUUGUGCCAUAUUGACUCCCAGACUGAUGGUGGAAUUCCUUCUUACUGUUUUGCUUUAAUGGUGAUAUUUUUUCUACAACAAAGAAAACCCCCUCUUCUUCCUUGCUUACUUGGAAGUUGGUCUCCUUUAACAUUGGAAACACCAAAUCAGGUAUCCCUGGGACAGUUAUGGUUAGAGCUGCUAAAAUUUUAUACACUGGAUUUUGCUUUGGAGGAAUAUGUCAUAUGUGUACGGAUACAAGAUGUUUUAACACGAGAAAACAAAAACUGGCCUAAAAGGAGAAUAGCCAUUGAAGAUCCAUUUUCAGUCAAGAGGAAUGUUGCACGGAGCUUAAACAGCCAGCUUGUUUAUGAAUAUGUUGUGGAGAGAUUCAGGGCAGCUUAUCGGUAUUUUGCCUGUCCUCAGAGGAAGGGUGGAAAUAAAUCUACAGUGGAUUCCAUGAAAAAAGAGAAGGGGAAAAUAAGCAAUAAGAAACCAGUGAAGUCUGACAAUACGGCAUCCAAUUGUUGCAACUUACUUCGGGAAAGCCCAGAAAAAAUACAUGCAGGAAGAGUUCAGCCUGAUAAAUAUGAUGAAAAGGAAUGUGUAUCACAGAGGUGUAUUACUGAAGAUCACAAUUUGUUGGUAAAAGAACUGGAUUUGGCUGAACGUAGACAGGAAUCUUCAUCUCUUUCUACCAGUGAAGGCACUGAAUUAGAUCCAAAAUCAGUUAACAAACAAGAUGACUUAUCACCUUCAAAAACUUGUUUUAAAAAGGAGCCCAGCCAGUGUAAUUGCACUGAUUAUAAAUCCCCUGACCCAGGUGAAUCUGCUGGUACAGACUGCAGGUCAGAUUUAGAAAGAAAGUGUUCACAUCAGGUUGUGUGCCCUGACACAUCUUCUACCUCUUGCAACUGCAAAGCUGCAGAAGAUGCUUCUGACCUUAAUGAUGAUGAUAGCCACCCUACCCAGGAUUUAUAUUAUGUGUUUGAUAAGUUUAUUUUGACCUCUGGCAAGCCACCAACAAUAGUAUGCAGCAUCUGCAAAAAGGAUGGCCAUUCAAAAAAUGAUUGCCCAGAAGAUUUCAGGAAAAUUGAUCUGAAACCUUUACCACCAAUGACAAAUCGAUUUCGGGAAAUACUUGAUUUAGUAUGUAAAAGAUGUUUUGAUGAAUUAUCACCACCAUUCUCUGAACAACACAACAGGGAGCAAAUUUUAAUUGGCUUGGAAAAGUUUAUUCAAAAAGAAUAUGAUGAAAAGGCAAGAUUGUGCUUAUUUGGCUCUUCUAAGAAUGGAUUUGGAUUUCGUGAUAGUGAUCUGGAUAUUUGUAUGACCCUGGAAGGCCAUGAAAAUGCAGAGAAAUUAAAUUGUAAAGAAAUAAUAGAAAAUUUGGCAAAAAUUCUUAAGAGACAUCCAGGUUUAAGAAACAUUUUGCCUAUAACUACUGCCAAAGUGCCUAUUGUAAAAUUUGAACACAGACGAAGUGGUUUAGAAGGUGAUAUCAGUUUAUAUAACACGUUGGCUCAACAUAACACAAGAAUGCUAGCUACUUAUGCAGCUAUUGAUCCCAGAGUGCAAUACUUGGGAUAUACUAUGAAAGUGUUUGCCAAGCGAUGUGACAUUGGAGAUGCUUCCAGGGGAAGUUUAUCUUCAUAUGCUUAUAUCCUUAUGGUGCUGUACUUUCUGCAGCAGAGAAAACCACCUGUUAUCCCAGUUCUACAAGAGAUCUUUGAUGGGAAACACAUUCCACAGCGAAUGGUUGAUGGAUGGAAUGCUUUUUUCUUUGAUAAAACAGAAGAACUGAAAAAGCGUUUACCUUCACUUGGGAAGAACACAGAAACAUUAGGAGAACUUUGGUUGGGACUCCUUCGCUUCUAUACUGAAGAAUUUGAUUUCAAAGAAUAUGUAAUUAGCAUUCGGCAGAAAAAGCUGUUGACAACUUUUGAGAAACAGUGGACAUCCAAGUGCAUUGCAAUUGAAGACCCUUUUGACUUGAAUCAUAACCUUGGUGCUGGAGUUUCUAGAAAAAUGACCAAUUUCAUCAUGAAGGCAUUUAUCAAUGGAAGGAAACUUUUUGGUACCCCUUUUUAUCCACUUAUCGGCAGAGAAGCUGAAUACUUCUUUGAUUCCAGAGUAUUAACAGAUGGAGAACUGGCUCCCAAUGAUCGAUGUUGCCGUGUGUGUGGAAAAAUAGGCCACUAUAUGAAAGACUGCCCUAAAAGGAGAAGCAGUUUACUGUUUAGACUAAAGAAGAAAGACAGUGAAGAAGAGAAGGAAGGGAAUGAAGAAGAGAAAGACUCCCGAGAUCUUCUUGACCCCCGAGACCUCCACGACGCUCGAGACUUUAGAGACCCCAGAGACCUCAGAUGUUUUAUAUGUGGAGAUGCAGGACAUGUACGAAGGGAAUGCCCAGAGGUCAAGCUGGCCCGUCAGAGGAAUAGCAGUGUGGCAGCAGCCCAGCUGGUCCGCAACCUUGUAAAUGCCCAACAAGUGGCUGGUUCAGCCCAGCAACAGGGUGAUCAGUCUAUAAGGUCUAGACAGUCCUCAGAAUGUUCUGAUUCACCAUCUUACUCUCCUCAGCCCCAGCCGUUUCCACAGAACUCUUGCCAAUCAGCUGUCAUUACCCAGCCUCCAUCCCAGCCAGGAUCCCAGCCCAAGCUUGGCCCACCUCAGCAGGGAGCCCAGCCCCCCCAUCAGGUCCAGAUGCCUAUGUAUAACUUUCCCCAGUCACCACCAGCUCAGUAUUCUCCCAUGCACAAUAUGGGAUUGUUGCCAGUACACCCCCUCCAGAUCCCUACCCCAUCCUGGCCUAUUCAUGGCCCAGUGAUCCACUCUGCACCAGGCAGUGCCCCCAGCAAUAUUGGCCUGAACGAUCCCAGCAUCAUCUUUGCACAGCCUGCUGCUAGACCCGUGGCGAUCCCUAGCUCCUCUCAUGAUGGACACUGGCCUCGUGCUGUGGCUCCAAAUUCCCUGGUGAACAAUGGUACAGUGGGGAAUUCGGAACCAGGCUUUCCAGGACUAAAUCCUCCAAUUCCUUGGGAACAUGCACCACGUCCCCAUUUCCCUCUUGUCCCAGCUUCGUGGCCUUACGGUUUGCAUCAAAACUUCAUGCAUCAGGGAAAUGCCAGAUUUCAGGCCAACAAACCUUUCUAUACUCAAGACAGAUGUGCCACCCGUCGGUGUAGAGAGCGUUGUCCCCACCCACCAAGAGGAAACGUGUCGGAGUAAUGCGAGUCCAUUUUCUUUCAGCUGGUCUACCGAUGUACAGCAACCAGCCAAUCCUGCUGUCUCAAGGGUAUCCGUACCUCAAUGUCAGUUACAUUCAGCAGAAAAAGUGACAUUUAAUGGAAAGCAAAACAAAUCAGGUCCUGAUUUAAAAUUUUAACACAUUUAGAUAGCUUAUUUAAAUUCUAAAACUGUUUUUAAAGACUGUAUUAUUUGUAUAUAAAUAUGAAGUAUAGUUUUUACUAGUAUCACCAAAUUGAGUGAUACAAAUUUCAUCUAUUUUAUUACCCUAUUUUUAAGGGAAUUUUAUGUUUUGUUUAACCUUGAUGAAUUGUAUAAAGAGAGAAUUUAAAAAUUACAUUCUUUAUUUUCUAUUAGCUGUAUUCAUACUUUGGUUGCUUCAGACUUUAUAUAUAUUGUUCUUAAGAAUUAGGAAGGACUUUCAUGUGUUUUAAAUUUGUCACUUCUAUUCUUUACAGAAUCUUGUAGUGCCAAAAACUUUUUAAAAGGUAAAAAAAAAUAAAGUAAAACUACAACAUGAAGAUUCAGAAUUUUUUCUUUUAUAUUCUUUGUAUAUUGAUGAUAUUCAAAGAAACAAAAUUGCUUUUGUCUGUAUUUGAAGUAAUUCUAUUUUAAGUUAAUAAAUCUUUGAUAAGAGUCAAAUUUGAUUAAUUCAUCUAGUUGUUUAGACAGUGGAAAUACAGUGUUGACAAUUCGGAGAGAUGUUUUACUGUUAGUGAAUAUUCUACAUCACAGGCUUAGUUUAAAAAAUCCAAGGAUUUUUUUUCAUGUCCUUUAUUUUACUGGAUCUUCACAACACCCAUAUGAAGUGGAUAGAAGCAUUUUAUCAUUGAUAAAACUGAGGGCCAAAACAAUAAAGUGAGUUCUAAAGGUGAUACAUGUUGGAUAUAAAAUUGAAACAGAUCUCUUGAAGCAGUUUUUAAACACUGAGAUUGAUACUGACAAUUAAAGUAGGGAAGAGAUGAUUGUUAUUUUCUGAGGAACAAAUAUGUGUCAGACUAUCCAUUUUGGCAUAGAAUUCCUGUACUACCUGGAAAGCCAUAGUGGUGUUUACCAAUAAUGCCUGUGGUCAGUGAUUAUAGUUGGGGAGUUCAAACGUAUUGUUGGUGUUAGGUUUUUUAGCUGUUUUUGAUACUAUACACUGAAAUGAGGUAAUUUUGUCCAAACCCCUCAGAGAGAUUUACCAAGACUUCUAUGCUAAAUGAUGCCAUAGAUUAAUUUGGAAAUCUGCAGAAUAAGUAAAUACAAAUGUAUUUUAAGGAUAGUUAUUAUCUUUGUACUGCUUCCUCAGAUAUACAUUACUUAAACAGGAGACUAUCUGGGCUCUUGCCAUAUGUAUUCUCCAACAUGGAAGAUACCUGAAAUACAUUGCAGGAGGUUGAGGGUUUUUCUACCGUAUUUACAACCUUAGAAAGGUAUUUAUUAAAUGUUAAUUUAAGAGCAGGUGUAUUUACUGUUAGCUUUUCAUAUUAAAGCAUUGGCAUCCCUCAGGAUCCUACUUAAGUGGUGUAGUUAGCUCAUUUGUUUUAUUAAUGAAUACCAAAGUCAGCUCUUUUAUUAAAAAAUGACUUGGAGCGUUCAAAUAUUUCAUCUCCUUUCAGGUCUUGGAGAACAGGUGAUGAGGUAUGUAAGGUGUUCAUUUUACUGUUCUACUUUUGUAUAUAUUAGUAAUUUUCAUUAAAAGAAAACUGCAACGAGAGACUGCCCCCAACUCAGCCAUCCUUCCUAAAGGCAGUAUAUACCACAUGGCCAAAGGUAUUUGUGGGGCAGUAAACCCAUCACCUAGGUUAUACUUACAUAAAAGUGUUACAUAUAGUAAUUUUCAUCAUUUCACUUGUCCCUCUUUCAGCAAUUGCCAGUGUUCAAUAACUGGUAAAACUAUUCCAAGUUGAAAAGUAGAAUACUCUUAGUUUGUAAUUUAUACAGUACUUCAGUUUUAUAAGUUUGCAAACUUUUCAUAGAAGUUGUAAACUUUAUUAUGAAUUCAUUGUAAAGCAAUUGAGAAGUUCAGAAUUGUUUUAUGUAUACACACACACACAAAAAGAUCACUAUUUUGAAAUUUUUUGAAUAAUGUUAAUGACUGAGGGAUUAAUAUUUUCCCUUGCCGUUAAAGAUUAUUCAAAUAUAUGAACACUAAUGAUGUUCUACAUAAUCUAUUCAUACCCCUACAGAUGGACAUUUUUGCUAUUUCCAGUUUUUCUCAUAUAUAAAAAAUAUAUGUAAAAUGAUGGGAUAAAUCUAAGUGUAUAUUUGUUUUGUUAUGGCAAAUUCCUAUAAAUGGGAUUAUUGUGUAAAAAGAAUAAGGUUCCUGUUACAUAUUGCCAAAUUGCCCUCCAGAAAAGUGGCUACCAACCGGCAGUUCCAACAAACAAUACAUGUGUUGGAAGCUUAUAAAAAAGCUUGAAACUCCAAACAACUUUUUUUUUCCAUGUGAAGGAUAAUCUAAAUGUUUAUUAAAAAAGAAAAAAGCACUAAAUAAAAAUCACUCAAAAGUGCAUCAACCAGAAAUAAAUACUACUAUUUGGUGAAUUUCAUUCCAACUACCUGUCCUAAAUACAUGUAAGUUUUACAAAAGUGGGCUUAUAUGCUAUAUUUAAUAAAUAAAGCAAAUUAAUUUUACUUGGAUUUAUUAACAAAAGGAAAAAAUGUGAAAGUGAAGAAAUGUUAACAAUACUUGAAAAUUUUUUUCUCUAAGAGAAUCUAGUCCUAAAAGAUUCCUUCUAAAAUAAAGGAUAGUUAUAAAAAGCAUUAAAACUCUGGAGUCAUUUUUUUCUUGCUUCAUGUAUGUUAAUUAGAGAUAGCAUAUGACUCCUGUUAUGAAAAAUAAGACCACACCUAAGAGUUCUUCUACUUGGUUUUACUAUUCCUAUAUAGACAAUAUUCAAAUAUUUAAUUUGCAUCUCAUAGUCAUUCCCCAUUAUUCUUGAGUUUCUAAAAGGUUUACUUUUCUUGAACUGCUUUUCGGUGAAUUUUGUAAUCAAGUGUUUUUUCCCCAGGUGAUUGUAUACUUGUAAGUUCUUGCAUACUUCAGAAUAUCUAUGCCCUUUAUAUUUUAAAUACAACUUUUUGUGGGUAUAAAAUUCCUGGUAUACUUUAUUUUCCUCAGACCUUUGGGAGCCUUUUGCUUCACUGAUUUAUGAAUUUGCUACAGGUCUGAGAUGAUCCUUUUUCCCUCACUAUGUAUACAUGACUUGAUUUCACUGCUUGGAUGCCCAUAAAGUUCUCUUAAUCAGGACCCAUUUCUUGAUUGUUUUUUUUUUUUUUCAGGUAAUAUUCUAUUUGAAUUUUUAAAAGUUUGAUUUGCUCAGUUCUCUUCUUCAGGGCUAUCAAUUAUGCAUAUCAGAAUUCUUUUCAUGUGUCUUAUUAUCUCUGGAGCUUUAAGUAUUUUGUUAUUUUCCAUUUUAAAAGUUUCCUCUAGCUUAUUUUCUGUAUGGCUUCUGUUUUCUGUUUUUUCUAAUAAGGCUUUCAUUUCUCCAGUUUUUAAAAUCUUCAUUUCUUAAGCUCUGCCAAGCAUAGUUUUCAGGUCUUUUAAUCUCUUCUUUGAACUUACAUACUUCCAUUUUUAGAAACAGAUCACUUUUUUUUUUUGCUGUGUCUUUUUUGAGUCUAUGGAGACCUUGUUACUUAAACCUUACUGGAGGAGUGGCCAGCAUCUGUGAUCAUUCUUUUCUGAUUAAUGCUUGCUUAAACUUAGGUCAGUUUACUGAAAAUAAUGGAAAAGGGCUAGGGAAAUGAGCUUUAAAUUGUUAUAAAGGAAGCCUUUCAGAAGCAUUUCCUUUGCCCUGAAAACACAUCUCCCUUCAUAACAUAUUAAGGUUAUUUGUGCACUAUGGCAAAAAUUUUAUUAAGGGCAGUAUAAUUCAAAUUAUGGGAAGUGAAAUCAAUUUAGUGGUUUGUAGCCAACAUUGAAAACUGAUACU